CAGCCUUGAUUACAGUUGUCUGCUCUAACGCGGUGAAAGGGCAGGAGCGGGUGUCGUUUACCACAAACCUGCGAUGAAGUACUUGGCCGCCAUCACUUUUCUUACAGUAUUUUCUUCAUUCAUUAUUGCAACCAGCAGCCUGAAGUGCUAUGUCUGCACGUCGGGGAACCAUACUGCUUGCGAAGACCCGUUCGACGCGAAGCGAGCCAACGCGGCCGGUUUCCUGACACACUGUAUGGAGCCCACCGAGCGCGGCUUCAAGACCCUCUGCCGGAAAACACACCAGACAGUGCUGGGCAAGGUGCGGGUGAUACGGUCCUGCGGAUUCGUCAAUAGCUCGGAGUCCUGUUACCGCACUCGCAACGCCGAGGUGGUGGUACGCUCGUGCCAGUGCUUCGGCCCCAAGGAUGGCUGCAACGCCGCCGGCCUGGCGCAUCUGGCUCCGGCGGCGCUGCUGCUGGCCGCCGCCCUGCGCGCCAUCUUUUGAGCAGGAUGGGGAGUCGCGGCUCGCGGACGCCUCGCGGGAUUUGCUCGGCUCUGGCGGCGCUUGGUGUUUUGUUCGCUGCGGUGGUCUUUACGCCAAGGAGAUGCGCUGCGUUUAGGAUCGUAUCAUUCCCGUAUGAUCUCCACCGCGAGUCGGAAGCGAGCGUGUUUUAUCGAUUCUCAGGCUCAAACUAGUGCUCCAGUUCUGUUUCUCAGACGUUCGUUUCGUUUUCGUUUGUUAUGUGUGGACGUGAUAAGUUCCCGACCGUUCGGCGCAAGGUAUUAUUUCUCAGGUACUGUUAAUUGCGACGGGCGACAGAGCCGUGCGAUGUGCCGUCGACCGCAGCCGUGGCGUGCCGCGGCCGCGCGCGUCCCAGACCGCGCUGUAGUUCUGUAUAGAGUUGUAGAUGGGGGCCUAGAUGGCCCCAUAGUGGCGGCGGCCGGCCGUCCCCGGCGCCGCCGCCGGGCACAGCGCACCCGUAGUGCUGCUCCGCACCGUCUUCCGGCCCCGGCGCCCGGGGUCGCCCGUCCUUCCGUCCCUUCCCCGCCCGCCACGUUGUCCGUUCAUGGGCUGAGGUGGUGAAACCGUCGCCCUUCUCCCUUUCUGCCCUGCGCCUCGCCGCGCCUCUGGCCCGUCGGACUGGCGAUAUUUUCUAGGCUUUUAGUGGAGGACGCGUGGUGCCUGGCGCGACCGUCAGCGGCCUCAAGGCAUGUUUCAGGGGUUUGUUUCAGUAUUUGUUCGGUCCAAACCACUGAAUUGUUUUACGCCGUCCAGAGUUUUAGAAUGUCUGCGUGGUAGUGAGAUGCGCCGCUGUACCAUGUGCCGUUUACACAGUUCCCAGAAGGUGAGCACGGCGCCGCAUCUCGCUAUCUUAUCCUGCUGUAUGUCUUUCCUGCCGCCCGCCCUCGGCCGGAACCCGAUGCGUGUCAACACUUAGACUGGUAUUACCCGCGGGUAAAGCGCUACGGCUACAACAUGUACAUUAAUACUCAAUAUGUGUUAGGUUAGGUGGCUGUCUGAAUGCAGUAGAAUCAAGUGCCUUUUGUUUUGUAGAGGGGCGAUAGCGUGAGCGUGCGUGUGUGUGUGAAAAUAUACAUGUGCAAUAUAUAGCUUCAUCUGG
Molecule: messenger RNA, 1604 nt
Organism: Pollicipes pollicipes
Lineage: Eukaryota; Metazoa; Arthropoda; Thecostraca; Pollicipedomorpha; Pollicipedidae
Exons: 3
Coding region: 74-487 (137 amino acids)
Biological process (GO): sleep; positive regulation of voltage-gated potassium channel activity; regulation of synaptic transmission, cholinergic
Source: RefSeq, a predicted model, not a curated record